AAUUAUGAGGCAUAGAAAACAUACGUUCUAUGUGAAAAGUAACAAAACAAUAUCAAAUGCGUCAUUAUUUCACAACGGUGUCGAAUAUUAAUUUAAAGUUUGGAAAGCAAUAUUUAUAUCAAAAUGAUUUCGAAUGAAACAGAAAUUAAAUUAUGUGCUGAAAAUUUAAUAAAAGACGCAGGUCAAACGGAAUCGUCUAGCACAUCUGAAAAUCAAGUAAAUAGAAUAGUUGAAGAUGGCGCGCAUUGCAGCAAUGGGAUCCGUGUUAAAAUGGUGGCGGAAAUAAACCAAAAUUCAAGUGCCGGAGACGUUAUUGCUGAGUUAAAUAAUAAUCAAAACGCACAGAAACGCGGGAUUUCUGGUGAAAAAUCUAAUAACCCGAAGAGGAGCAGAACAUCUAAAGAAGACGAAGCAUUGGAUGCACCGAGAGAAGAUGAAAUUCAAAAAGAAAAUGUUUCAAACAUUGAUAAUGACUUAACAACCGAUUUACAACAAGAAGUCGUGAAUCCAACAAUUAGAAUUAAAACUGAAAGUCCUACACAAGAAAAUUUUGAUAUAUUACCUUCCUCCUCUUCUUCUUUUAACAUGGCUGAUAUAAAACCUGCGAUUAAGGUAGAGAAAGCAGAAGCUAACUCCACCUCAAGAGAGUCUUGCCGUUUUGGUAUUCGAUGUUAUAGACGGAAUCCACAACACCGUUUAACAGAAUCUCACCCUGGCGAUAGUGAUUACCGAAGGCCUAGUUACCCGACUCCUCCUUUGGGGACACCUGAUUGUCCCUACGGUGAUUUGUGUUAUCGCCGAAACCCGAAACAUUUUGCCGAGUUCAAUCACCCACCAGAAACUGACUUCGAAAAAAAUUACAAAAAUCGGCUAAGGCAGCGCCGACGUCGACAACUACAACACUCGAGGGAUUCUUCUGAACUCGAAGACGAUUAUGAUUUUGAGGAUCCAUUUAUUAAUGACGACGAAUUGGAUUCGGAUUAUGAGCCGAAUAGCAAUGACGAAGAUGAUGAUGAUGAUGAUUAUGAUGCUUGUGAUAGGGCCGAGGAAUGAAAAGCAUUGAUGGGUUUAUUAGCUGUAAAUUCUUUUAUUAAGUCUAAGCACAUAGAAAAUUGGGCGAUAACUGAUGUACCUUAAAAUUUAUGUUAUUUUGUGAAAGCAUACAUAUGUAUUUAUAAACAUUACUAAUGGUAGCACUAGCAAUAAUAUAAUCAUGAAUGAAUCAACACAAAACU
This is a messenger RNA of Ceratitis capitata (Mediterranean fruit fly), 1235 nucleotides long. RefSeq names its product aprataxin and PNK-like factor. The record is from RefSeq and is a predicted model, not a curated record. Gene Ontology annotation, molecular function: DNA-(apurinic or apyrimidinic site) endonuclease activity; 3'-5' exonuclease activity. The transcript is spliced from 3 exons. Bases 124 to 1053 code for a protein of 309 amino acids. Gene Ontology annotation, biological process: double-strand break repair. NCBI's taxonomy places the organism in Eukaryota, Metazoa, Arthropoda, Insecta, Diptera, Tephritidae. Gene Ontology annotation, cellular component: nucleus; site of double-strand break.